Monoraphidium neglectum is the source of this 624-nucleotide messenger RNA. RefSeq lists its product as hypothetical. Gene Ontology annotation, biological process: cortical microtubule organization. The coding region runs from base 1 to 624 and encodes 207 amino acids. The transcript has 4 exons. Gene Ontology annotation, cellular component: cortical microtubule, transverse to long axis. Lineage: Eukaryota; Viridiplantae; Chlorophyta; Chlorophyceae; Sphaeropleales; Selenastraceae. The record is from RefSeq and is a predicted model, not a curated record.
AUGCGCGUGCGCGCAGCCAUGAGCCCGGAGGAGAUUGACAGGGCUGUGAAGCAGGUGCUGCUGAAGGACCUGCGCAUCCAGUGCAGGGCGCGCGGCAUCAGCCCCGCGGGCGGCAAGGAGCAGCUGGCCGAGCGCGUCAGGGAGCACAUGCUCGAAACAGGGGAUUUCUCCAUGAAGAAUGAGACCGGGGAAGACCUUGUCAUCAACACAGUUGCUGGCACCAACUCAGCCGACGUCGCGCAGGGCUUUGCCAAGAACAACUAUUCACGCCCAUCAGGCCAGAACGUCGGCAACUUUAUGACUGACAGGAACAGCAGCCGCGUCCUCGCGCCCCCCGGCGGCGCCACAAGCAUUGUCUUCGGCGACGCGUCCUCCGCCGCCGCUGAGAAUGCGCCCUCGCCACGGAGCAAGCAGGCUGCGCCGCUGUCGCCGGCGGCGAUCGCCGGCCUGCCCGCGGGGAGGCCGGGCCCGCCGCCCGGAGCGCUGAGCGUGGGCUCCGAGUCCAGGGCCAACAACAACUACGCGCGCCCCAGCGGCCAGAAUGUCGGCAACUUUUUGACAGACAAGAACUCCAGCCGCGUGGUUGCGCCCCCAGGCGGCACAAGCCAGAUCAUCUUUGGCUGA